CCGUGUGCAAACCGGCUGGCUAUGACUAGGACGGGCACGACGCGAGAACAGCCAUUCGAAUCCAGUAUUAGUGCGGUGUAGAGUGCUUCUCGGUGUUUUUUCAUCUUCGCGCCUGCCUGCCUGCCUGCUUGUCUGUCUGCCUUCCUCCCCGAAUCGAGUUUUACCGACGUUUCAAUUUUCGUGAUCAGAGAACCCGAUAAACCCGGUGUAUAAACAAAAUGCCUUUCAAACCAGUAGAGCACCCCAAGUGUCCCAAAUGCGGUAAAUCCGUGUACGCCGCGGAAGAACGCGUCGCCGGCGGACUCAAAUGGCACAAGAUGUGCUUCAAGUGCGGUCUUUGCGGCAAAUUGCUCGACUCGACAAACUGCUCCGAGCACGAGGGCGAGCUUUUUUGCAAAGUGUGCCACGGACGCAAGUUCGGUCCUAAAGGCUACGGGUUCGGUGGAGGCGCUGGUUGCCUGUCCAUGGACCAGGGCGAACACUUGAAGAGUAGCGAGGAACUCGCGAGGGGAUCUAACGCCGUCCUGGAGUCGAGAGCCAUCGCGAAGGCGCCGGAGGGCGAGGGAUGUCCCCGAUGCGGAGGAUACGUGUACGCCGCCGAGCAGAUGCUGGCUCGAGGAAGGCAAUGGCACAGGGAAUGCUUUAAAUGUGCCAACUGCUCCAAGAGAUUAGACUCGGUGAACUGUUGCGAGGGUCCUGACAAGGACAUCUACUGCAAAGUAUGCUACGGAAAGAAAUUUGGACCAAAGGGUUAUGGCUACGGCCAGGGUGGCGGUGCCCUACAAAGCGACUGCUACGCCAAUGGCGACGCUGCUCCUCGUACCACCGUAGUCGACACGGCUAUAAUCAAAGCCCCGCCCGGCAAGGGUUGUCCACGCUGUGGCGGCGUGGUGUUCGCCGCUGAACAAGUGCUCGCGAAGGGUCGCGAGUGGCACAGGAAGUGUUACAAGUGCCACGACUGCACCAAAACCCUCGACUCGAUCAUCGCAUGCGACGGUCCCGACAAAGACGUCUACUGCAAGACUUGCUACGGGAAGAAAUGGGGACCACACGGAUACGGAUUCGCCUGCGGCUCGGGAUUCCUCCAGACCGACGGAUUAACGGAGGAGGAAAUCUCGGCCAAUCGGCCGUUCUAUAAUCCUGACACGACGUCUAUCAAGGCGCCAGCAGGUCAGGGUUGCCCCCGCUGCGGCGGCAUGGUGUUCGCCGCUGAACAACAGCUGGCGAAAGGGACGAUGUGGCAUAAGAAGUGCUUCAACUGCGCCGAAUGUCAUCGGCCACUGGACUCGAUGCUGGCUUGCGACGGGCCCGACAAGGAAAUCCACUGCCGAUCUUGCUACAGCAAGCUGUUCGGACCUAAAGGGUUCGGCUUUGGCCACGCACCGACUCUCGUGUCGACUAACGGGGAUCACGCUCCCUCUUACAUCGACUCGAAGCCGCAGUUGGGCCAGAAGCGAAACGACGGGCACGGAUGCGCCCGUUGCGGCUACCCGGUGUAUGCCGCAGAGCAGAUGAUCUCUAAGAAUCGGCUGUGGCACAAGCGUUGCUUCAGCUGCGCCGAGUGUCACCGUUCGUUAGACUCGACGAAUCUGAACGACGGCCCAGACGGUGAUAUCUACUGCCGCGGUUGCUACAACCGAAAUUACGGGCCGAAGGGUGUCGGCUUUGGCAUGGGCGCAGGCACCCUGACGAUGGCUUAAGCUCCGUCACGCUCGAACACCAGUCUUAUGAAUAUAAAUAUAAACGUAAAUAUAAUUAUAUAUAAUUAUACGCGCGGCUGAGGUGGGAGCCAAUUGACAUUGGAUUCUGCGUUUAUUCGCGGGUAUAGGAAUAUGUAUAUGUAUAGACGCCUGAUUCCUCGACGAAACAAAAACUGACGAAGAACCACGCUGCUCCAAAAAUUCGCGAACCAUUUCAACUGCUAUUCAAAACGACGAAAUGCUGAUACUUUCAAUCGACGAUUAACGAAGACUGCACACGGAGUGCGUUCGAACGACCACGAUUCAUCGAAUCAACGAGUCAAGCUUUUAUUACUUUUGUACGGAUUCGCGGGACGGAAGCUCGGUCCCCCUUUUCCCGGGAGAAUUUCGUGGCGAAGUCGGGCGAACCGGUCCUCUUGUUUUAAUUUUUUUUUCUUCGCCGGGAAAAGGGAGCGGGCGUCGCAGAGAGAGUACAAAGGACUAAAUACCUGUAUCCGAACCUUGAAUCAGGAGCAACGAUUGUAAAUUGACGACGAAAGUGACGAGCGAAGAAAGUUGAUUAUUUUCAAUAAAUGUAUAUUUCGAAAAAAGAGAACGAAAACGAAGUGAACGGGUGGGGGUGUUGGCCUGUGGUUUCUUUCUCGUGGGAUAUUCCGACAUUCUCGACAUUCCAGUUGCGCGAAAGGAAAACUCAUCGUUUCCAACGAGGCCUCGCCACCGGAGAUGCACGAGCACCGAAGCAUUUAUUAUAGAAAAAUAUUGUUGUCGGCAGAGUCAACGACGUGCUCGCAAAAGUGAACGUUCUUCCAAUUAUUUAUUAUUAUUAUUGAAUUUGAAAAACGAGGUUGACGACGUGCGCUUAUUUCAUAUACUGAUUACGGAUACUACGAAUAGUCGAAAUCAGAAAGUAUGACACGCGCGUUUCUCUUCUAAUUCAGGGAUUAAUUCGACGAUCGAGAAGCGAUAAGUUUUCCUUGGAGCCUUGAAACAACGGGAGACCGGCUUUCGUUUUCUCACCUUCCAUUCACUCUCUCGAUCGCUCAUAAUUUUUCUCGUACUAGGGGACUAACAUUAUCCUUAUUACGAAUGGACCUUAAUAAAUCUUAAGCUAAAUGUAUAA
Molecule: messenger RNA, 2820 nt
Organism: Ceratina calcarata
Lineage: Eukaryota; Metazoa; Arthropoda; Insecta; Hymenoptera; Apidae
Product: Muscle LIM protein at 84B
Exons: 9
Coding region: 219-1700 (493 amino acids)
Biological process (GO): sarcomere organization; muscle tissue development
Cellular component (GO): cytoplasm; nucleus; Z disc
Molecular function (GO): actinin binding; structural constituent of muscle
Source: RefSeq, a predicted model, not a curated record